UCCAAUGGCCUACCAUGGGAGGUGUGGCCUGGGGGCUCUUCAGCUUUAGGCCCUAGUGCAGCUGGGCCUUCACAGAGCUCUCGGCAGCCCUGCCCACCCACCUGCCUGCCUCUGGGUAACCAGCCUUCCUUGCUCUUUUUCCCUCUCAUUCUCCCCUCAGGCCAGGUAGUAGACGUGGAACAGGGGAUCAUCUGUGAGAACAUCCCCAUCAUCACCCCAACAGGAGACGUGGUGGUAGCCAACCUCAACAUCAGGGUGGAAGAAGGAAUGCACCUGCUCAUCACUGGCCCCAAUGGCUGUGGCAAAAGCUCCCUGUUCCGGAUUUUGGGUGGGCUGUGGCCAGCCUACGCUGGGGUCCUCUACAAACCCCCGCCGCAGCGUAUGUUCUAUAUCCCACAAAGGCCCUACAUGUCAGUGGGCUCUCUGAGGGACCAGGUGAUCUAUCCUGACACUGUAGAAGACAUGAAAAGGAAGGGCUACUCCGACAGCUACCUGGAGGCCAUAUUGGACAUUGUGAACCUCAACCAUAUUGUCCAAAGAGAAGGAGGGUGGGAAGCCUCCUGUGACUGGAAGGAUGUCCUAUCAGGUGGGGAGAAGCAGAGAAUCGGAAUGGCCCGGAUGUUCUACCACAGGCCCAAGUAUGCCCUUCUGGAUGAGUGUACCAGUGCUGUGAGCAUUGAUGUGGAGGGCAAGAUUUUCCAGGCUGCCAAGGAUGCGGGCAUUGCCCUGCUAUCCAUCACCCACCGGCCCUCCCUGUGGAAGUAUCAUACACACCUACUGCAGUUUGAUGGUGAGGGAGGCUGGAAGUUUGAGAAGCUCGACUCAGCCACCCGCCUGACCCUGAGAGAAGAGAAGCAGCGUCUGGAACAGCAGCUGGCGGGCAUCCCCAAGAUGCAGCAGCGUCUCAGCGAACUUUGUGAGAUCCUAGCCGAGGAUGCAGACUCCCGUCCGGUUGAGCCACCUCAAACCUCCGGCCCCUGAGGCCCCAACCUCCAUCUGGGAGGCUCUCCUACAGCCAAAUACCCCUGGAGCCUCUUGUCCUGUGUCCCUUAAGCCACAGCCCUCUCUCACCCUGGCCCUCAUCCUCACGAAUCUCUCCAGAAUUCUUCAAAGAAGUAGUAGGGUCUCCCUUGCCCACCCCCUCGCGAGGAGAUAGAU
Gracilinanus agilis (Agile Gracile Mouse Opossum) is the source of this 1158-nucleotide messenger RNA. RefSeq names its product ATP-binding cassette sub-family D member 1-like. The annotation marks the transcript as partial. The record is from RefSeq and is a predicted model, not a curated record. Gene Ontology annotation, molecular function: ATP hydrolysis activity; ATP binding; long-chain fatty acid transmembrane transporter activity. Gene Ontology annotation, cellular component: peroxisomal membrane. Gene Ontology annotation, biological process: peroxisome organization; very long-chain fatty acid catabolic process; long-chain fatty acid import into peroxisome. The transcript is spliced from 6 exons. Lineage: Eukaryota; Metazoa; Chordata; Mammalia; Didelphimorphia; Didelphidae.